CACUUGUACCACACCAGUCAAUCCGCGCAUCCAAAGGUCACCUCGCAAAAUGGUGCCAGACGACUCAGGUGCUCCUUUGGCUCAGAACGUCGAAUUGUAUGAAUCAAUUCUAAAUGAAAUCCGGCUACCUCUAACCCAGGUACUCAACGACGCUCUCUCGGCCCAUCAAGCAGGUGGUAGAGUACCCCUGCUCCGGCUGGAGGCAUGGCUCGACAAUUCGAGCACCGAGAACCGGCAAAAUGAGGCCGGGAGGGUGACUCUGGCGACGAUUGAGCUCGCAUCGACUCCCGCCAGGGACGGCAGUACUGAUAUUAUGGAAGAGGAUACCAGCAGAGACUGCGACUGCAGCGAAGAGGAAACCCGUGCUCUAGAUUCCGUCUCUAACGAUGACUUCUGUCAACCCGAUGCUCGUCCAGUCAAGCGGCGGAAGAUGGUUGGAUGCCUGAGGCUAGCACGUUCUGCGCCAAUCACUCGCGCCGUGUCCCCUGAGAAGGAGCCAAGUUGCCGACGCCUGACAAGUGAUGCUCGCCAUUUUCCCAAGCGGAAUCCCCCAAAGAAUCUUCGCAAGCCUGAAAUCUCACCUUUCGAACGCCUCAUUAUCGGUAUCUGGGAGCAGAUUCACGGGCAUUUUGAGAUGAAACCGUCUGACCUGGUCGAUCUAUGUACCCAGAUAAAUCAGUUACGGGCCGCAGUAUCCAAUGGAGCCCUUCAGCAAGGAGUGCUGCCGUCCUUCAUUCCUGGAAAGGGCGCUUUCCAAGGUAUGAAUCAUUACUGUCGGCAAAUCACGCAAGCAAGUCGUUGCAGCAGGUCACUCGAAGUCAUUGUCCAAGCACGAUGGAUCCAAUGUUACGACGAGCACGUUCAAAAGAUGGCGGCAGAAGAUCCCGACCUUUCUCUUACCAAGGCUCGCAUGAUUGCACUUGCGGAGGCAAGUAAAGAUUUCGGCUGGUCGUCAAAGGAGUUGCGUAACAAAAUGGCGAUCUGGCGGGGUUACGAAAUCAUACGAGAUGCUGGAGGCUGGCCGUGCCUGGUAUUCGCAGGCAUGGGCCUCUAUCGCUUCUGCAAAUACAAGCUCGGAUUUUCACCAACAAACAUGACUGCUCUGAAACGCCUUCGUACUCGAUUCGAGGUUGCGGCGGACACCAUUCAUCCAGAGUGGCGUCAGCUGUUGUCCGUUAUUGGGGAGCCGACCACUCGCGUCUACAAAGGGCACCCUUGCGACUGGGUCGUAAGUCGAAAUGGCCCGCCAGUGCCGUUGGCUGACACUUACUCUCAAUGGACCUCCGACUUCUCCUUUGAACACUUGCAAGAGUGCGUUAUUGACGAGCAGGCUUGGGGUCCAAUGGACCCUCGGGCGGAGAACAAUCACAACACCCAUCAGACAUUGCCGCGACGGCUUCUGUGUGAACGGUGCGGAUCGCCCCAAUCGAAUGAUCCUGGAAUCAACGAAUGCCACUGCUUCCCCGGCAUGUUUGGAAGCGGUCCGCGCAAACCUUAUCCGGUGCAGGUCUUUCGCACGGAAAAUGGGAGGAACAAUGGUCUUCUGGCCUGCUGCCCUUUUGAGCGAGGCGUCGCCGUCGGCGAAUUUGUCGGCCUCGUCACCAGAGGCCUCCGAGAUAUCGAUGUCAUGCAGAGUUUCGGACCAGCGGGCAUAUAUCAGAUCUGGCAGGGGCGACAGGGCAAUUACACCCGCUUCAUCAAUCAUUCAUGCCAGCCUAAUUCCCAGUACGAGCGGUUCAUGUGGCUUGGUGUCCAGCGUAUCGUACUCGUGUCCAAAGGCAUUUCUGCGGGUGAAGAGAUCACGGUCGAUUAUUCGAAUGAGUACUGGAAUCACUUAAACAAAGAUUGUUUAUGUGGUGAAAGUGGCUGUCGUUUUAAGAGGAGAAGUAAUGGGGCAUGAAGAGAAAACUGAGAAUUCCGAUAUCAAGUCCACAGAGAAAACGGCGGACUGACGACAAUGGAGCACUGAAACCUUUGUUCCGGUCUUGACAUGAAUAUGGGCAACAGAAGGAGCACUGCUUUUCAGGCCAGUUCAACCGUAUUCUCACCGGGCCCUGUUGUCCUGACCUGGUUCGCUGGUCGAAUGGUCACCGCUUGUAAGCGGAUCACCACCAGCCAAGUGUGACACAGGCUCAGCGCUGCCAUUCUCAUCCUGCCUUCGUUUGGUUUCUUGGACGACACCACUCUCUUCUGACUCAUCACUGGCCGAGAGGUGCAGUCCCAAUUUCACGAUGGGAAUAGUGAGGCCAUGGACAAUCUGCACUUUGUCAGAACAUUGCUUGCAGUCACGAAGGGAUGGCCACUCACAAUACUGCAGACAACCAGGAACCAGAUGACGACUGUCAUGGUCUCCCUGAGUCUCACAGCGUCCUCCCUGGGAUUGCCGUUCCGAUCCAAUACCUGAUCGCGGAGAUAUUCCUGACUGAUUGACAAAUAGAAGAUAGCACCGACGCCAAUUGGGCCGAAAAACCCAACGGUGGUGGCUUGUCGCCAUCGCUCGGUCUGGUGGAUGCGCUUGUGUAGGAGCAGAAGUACCGGUGGGCGACGAAGCAAGAGAACGAGAAUGCCCAAAGGAAUGAGGCGAUAUAUCGGAAUCAGGUCGUUGUGCGCGAAGCUAUACCAUGGACAUACAGCACCGAACCAGAUGAAGAUGGUGACGUUAAGGAUCAUGUCGAUGCUCGGUUGCAGGGAAUCAUCCUUUGUCUCGACUCGGAACCAAUCAUCCCAAGUGAAGACAUUGCCGGCGGCGAAACAGGCCAAGACAUCGUCGCUUCCAACGAGGCCGUCGGUUCCGAUGAUGAACAACUAAGCAUCGUCAGCAGCUAAUCUUUCGCAAUUGGGCUGGACACUCACAGCCAAGGCGAGUGCGAAGAUCAGAAAACUCUCCCUGUCAACCCAGUCUCUGUCUUCUGCCCAGUGCAGGAGUCUUUUGGCGAUCCAACCACACAUCGCCCCGUAGGCGCAGCUGACAAGGACCUCAUAAGCCCAUGUUUCAUAGAACCACAUGCCGAUAGCCUUGCCUGCGGUAUGCCCAUAUGCUCCCUGCCCAACGUAGGUGAUCAGGUACAGUGGCAAAAACAGGAAGGGAUAGCCCAAGCCGUCAUUGGCGCCAGAUUCGGCGAUGAUGAGAUCCUGGAGCGGCCGUGGGAUGUGCUUGUCAGCAAACUUGCCUCUGACAAUGGUCGCUGACAACACCGGGUCUGUAGGUGUCACGCACGCCCCAAUGGCGAGGGAGUACAGGAAGGUGAUGUUUGGUACAAGCGCCCAGACGAGCAGGCUUGUGAAUAUCCACAUCAACGUCAUUCCCGGACCCAAGAGGUUGACCUCAUCGUCCAGAGCGUAAUCGAGAGGCCGGAUCCAAUUCGCAGCAGGCCCAAAGAGUACUCCGACACCUAGAGAUAACACUGCAGAAAUGAGG
Exophiala xenobiotica is the source of this 3418-nucleotide messenger RNA. RefSeq lists its product as uncharacterized. NCBI's taxonomy places the organism in Eukaryota, Fungi, Ascomycota, Eurotiomycetes, Chaetothyriales, Herpotrichiellaceae. The record is from RefSeq and is a predicted model, not a curated record. The coding region runs from base 50 to 1900 and encodes 616 amino acids. Gene Ontology annotation, molecular function: protein binding. The transcript is spliced from 6 exons.